AUGAUGUCGCUCCUGGAACAGCUGUUGCUGACAUUCUCGGCCCUAACAUCGACAACCUACAUCCUAGCUGUUCUUGCAGCAGUGGCGGCUGUCAUCUACUACAUCUACUCCAACGAUUCCCAUGACGACUGGCGCAGAUAUGGUGUCAAGUGCCCUAAGUUCCCAGCCUUCUUCUUUCUGGGAGACCUCAAGACCCAGAUAACCGAAGCCUUCCAGAAAUACGGAGAUACCAUCGGCCUCCCUGGCAGAGGCCGUUUGGUGCUGCUGACCACCAACUUUGACCUCCUGAGACAAAUCCUGAUCAAAGACUUCAAUAACUUCAUUGAUAGAAGUGAUCGGUUUCCGUCGAUAAGCCCAUUUGGGAAAUCUUUGUUUUUUGCAAAAGGUGCAGACUGGAAACGCCACAGACAAAUAGUGUCCCCAACUUUUGCUUCCGGAAAACUUAAAUACAUUUCAAAAUCUAUUGAGAAAUCCGCUGCGGAUUUGACAAAUUAUUUGGAAAAAGCCGCUAAAGAAGAUCAGAUUGUACCGAUCAAGGAGCUUGCUGGACAAUAUACUUGUGAAAUUAUCGCCAAAACAGCUUUUGGAAUUGAUGCUAAAUUUAUUGGCGAGAAAGACCCAGAAUUUUAUGAAUACGCCAAAAAUAUGCUUCAUUUGCCGAAUCGACAAGGAAUCUCGAAGCUGGUUGCUUUUCUGCUAUCCACAGUUCCCAAGCUAAUGGAUUUCUCCUUGAACGUGCUCAAACUUCAGUAUUUCGACGUGGUUGAUCACAAAGCUAACGAUUACUUUGGCGUCUCUUUGAGAAACACUAUGGCUGAAAGAAGACAGCUUCAGAAAAGUGGUUCAGCUAGGUCCCAUGUCGAUUUCCUAGACCUUCUUAUGAAAGCCAACGACGCAGCUGCGACCGGGAAUUUACCAGCGUCAGAGGAUCAAACCUGGGAGCAGCAUCAGGAUGGUAAGUCUGUCCAAGGGCUUUCUGAAGAAGAGAUGAUCGGCCACUCUAUGUUAAUCAUCUUUGCGGGGAUGGAGACGACUGCGACUACACUUCAAAUGUGUCUGGCAGAAUUGGCUUUGCAUCCUGACAUUCAGGAAAAAGUCUUCAAAGAAAUUACAUCUGUGGUAAAAAGUGAAACUCCGACACACGAGGAGCUGAACAGUCUCACGUACAUGGAACAGGUUAUCAAUGAGACUCUUCGGAUGUAUCCCCCAGUCUCUAUGGUAACGAGAAUAGCGAAAGAAACGAGGACUUACAACGGAGUCACCAUACCCAACGGGACUAUGGUACAGAUACCUUACUUUUACAUACUGAACGAUCCGAAGAACUUUCCAGAGCCCCAGAAGUUCGAUCCGAACCGCUUCUCUCAGGAAGAGAAGGAGAAGCGAGAUCCGCUUUCUUUCGCGGCUUUCGGGCAUGGUCCAAGGUUAUGUCUCGGCAUGAGACUCGCCAUCCUUGAACUCAAGCAAGGGCUGGUUCACGUUCUGAGGAAACUCAAGGUCGUUCUCAAUGAGAACACUGAGCCGCAGAAGGGGUCGAAUGAGAUCAAGUUCACACUUCGUGGACUUUUGACGCCAGAUAAAACAAUUUUACUGAGAUUUGAAUUGAGGAAAGUUGACAGUUAG
Candidula unifasciata is the source of this 1620-nucleotide messenger RNA. Lineage: Eukaryota; Metazoa; Mollusca; Gastropoda; Stylommatophora; Geomitridae. The record is from the annotation of a GenBank genome assembly.